Messenger RNA from Cicer arietinum (chickpea), 1104 nucleotides. RefSeq names its product methylsterol monooxygenase 2-2-like. The record is from RefSeq and is a predicted model, not a curated record. Gene Ontology annotation, biological process: lipid biosynthetic process. Gene Ontology annotation, molecular function: oxidoreductase activity; iron ion binding. Lineage: Eukaryota; Viridiplantae; Streptophyta; Magnoliopsida; Fabales; Fabaceae.
CUUUCGCUAUGGCCUCCCUCAUCGAAUCUGCUUGGCAGUACUUGAUCACAAAUUUCAGUGACUUCCAAUUGGCAUGUUUGGGAAGUUUCUUUCUGCAUGAAAGUGUUUUCUUCUUAUCUGGACUUCCUUUUAUUUGGCUUGAGAGGGCAGGAUGGCUUUCAAAGUACAAAAUUCAGGCAAAAACUAACAGCCGUGCCUCUGAGGAGAAAUGUAUUAUUCGCUUAUUGGUGUAUCAUUUUGGAGUCAAUCUACCUGUGAUGAUUUUUUCAUAUCCUGUCUUCAAAUACAUGGGCAUGCGGAGUAGCCUUCCUCUGCCGUCCUGGAGAGUAGUUCUGUCGCAAAUAAUAUUUUACUUCAUUUUGGAGGAUUUUGUAUUCUACUGGGGACAUAGGAUACUGCACACAAAGUGGUUGUACAAACAUGUACAUAGUGUUCAUCACGAGUAUGCUACACCAUUUGGACUUACUUCUGAAUAUGCUCAUCCUGCUGAGAUACUUUUCCUUGGAUUUGCUACCAUUGUUGGUCCUGCUAUCACCGGACCUCACUUGAUUACUCUCUGGCUAUGGAUGGUUCUUAGAGUCCUUGAGACAGUUGAGGCACAUUGCGGUUAUCAUUUCCCAUGGAGUCCCUCCAAUUUCUUACCACUUUAUGGGGGAGCCGAUUUUCAUGAUUACCAUCACCGUUUGUUGUACACUAAGUCUGGAAACUAUUCGUCAACCUUUACAUACAUGGACCGGAUAUUUGGAACUGAUAUAGGGUACAGAAAGUUGAAAGCAUUAAAGAAUGUUGAAGUUGAAUACAAUAGCGAACAGAAAAAACAAUGAUGGAAUGGACCAAAUUUUGUGAAUAUCUGUAAUCAUGGAAAAGGUUGAUUUCCAAACUCGAGGGAAAAUUUGAAAAUUGUCUUGUCUUGUUCAGUAAUUUGGUAGUUAAUUUGAAAAUCUGUAAUUCAGAAAAGUUUAGUGAGAGUGGAUGCGAUUUUUGGAUGGUUUCUCCCCCUAUUGUGCAUCCAUUUUGUUAAUUCCAAUUCUUUCUUGGCAAACAUGACUAUUGUUGGAUUUAACCCAGUUGAAUGAAAUGAAAGAAACAAUUUAUUUGCAUGUU